Zygotorulaspora mrakii is the source of this 3918-nucleotide messenger RNA. RefSeq names its product MRX complex DNA-binding subunit (gene RAD50). NCBI's taxonomy places the organism in Eukaryota, Fungi, Ascomycota, Saccharomycetes, Saccharomycetales, Saccharomycetaceae. The record is from RefSeq and is a predicted model, not a curated record. Bases 1 to 3918 code for a protein of 1305 amino acids. Gene Ontology annotation, biological process: telomere maintenance via telomerase; chromosome organization involved in meiotic cell cycle; double-strand break repair. Gene Ontology annotation, molecular function: double-stranded telomeric DNA binding; single-stranded telomeric DNA binding; ATP hydrolysis activity. The transcript has a single exon. Gene Ontology annotation, cellular component: Mre11 complex; condensed nuclear chromosome; nucleus.
AUGAGUGCGAUUUAUAAACUUUCGAUACAGGGUAUCAGAUCUUUCGAUUCGAAUGAUAGAGAGACUAUUGAGUUUGGGAAGCCACUGACGUUGAUUGUUGGUUCGAAUGGCUCUGGUAAAACUACAAUUAUCGAAUGUCUGAAGUACGCAACAAGUGGUGAUUUACCUCCCAAUAGUAAGGGUGGUGCAUUCGUUCAUGAUCCCAAGAUUACGGGUGAGAAGGACGUCAGAGCGCAGGUGAAACUUGCCUUCACAAGCGCCAAUGCAUUGAACAUGAUCGUGACACGUAAUAUUCAGUUACUGGUUAAAAAAACAGCAGCUACCUUCAAAACUCUCGAAGGUCAACUCGUGAUUGUCAACAGUAAUGGGGGUCGUAACACGUUGAGCACAAGAUCUAUUGAGUUGGAUACCCAAGUGCCCUUGUACAUGGGAGUUCCCAAGGCAAUCUUAGAAUAUGUCAUAUUUUGCCACCAAGAAGAUAGCUUAUGGCCAUUGAGUGAACCUUCUAACUUGAAGAAGAAAUUUGACGAAAUUUUUCAAGCCAUGAAGUUUACGAAAGCUCUGGACAAUCUGAAGGGCAUCAAAAAAGAUAUGUCUGUUGAUAUAAAACUGCUGAAGCAAUCUGUUGAGCACCUCAAAGUUGAUAAAGAUAGGUCAGAAACUGUGAAGCUGGAAAUGAGGCAAUUAGAGACAAAAGUAGAAAAAUAUAAGAGUGAAGUGAAAGAAAUUGAAAAAAGAAUACUUAUCGUGAACGAGCAAUCUGACAAAUUGUUUAAGUCUAAUCAAGAUUUUCAGAGGGUUCUGUCGAAGGCUGAAAACCUAAAGCAUAAUAGAGAAUCAAUGAGGGAUCAGAUAUCACGAUUGUCCAGUGCUAUAGAUAUCCUUGAUAUUCCACGAGCCGAGCUCCUGAGCCGUAUCAAAAACUUUUCCUUCACUUUAGAGGAGAAAGAAGUUAAUACAGAAGCUGUGAGAGCAGAUAUUACAUCUGCAAAAUCGAAAUCACUAGAAUUGCAUAACAAAUGUAACUUUCUAAUACGAAGACAAGGUGAGUUAACAGCCGCAAAAAAUACACAUGAGAAAAAUCUGAAAGCGCUAAAUGAAUUGCAUCAAUAUUUAUCCCUUAAAUAUCCUUCUUGUGGUAAAGACAAUACUAAUUUGAGAAUUUUUUUGUUAGACCUUGAAAAGAUUAAGAAUAGUCUCAAUGCAAAUUUUCAAAAAUUGAGUAAUGAGGGAAAAUUAGAAUUAAGUUAUUUGGAGAAGCAAUUAUCUGAACUGCGUCAUUCAAAGAUUAUCCAAAAGGAAAGACUUGAGUAUUCGAAGCAGGAUGAGGAAAAGUUGAUAAAGGAGGUCGAUAGAUUGGAUACAGAAUUGCAACUUUCUGGAUUUACAUUUGAAGAUUUGGAGAAGGAAAAAACUAGUCUGGAAAAAUUUCAACAGAAGCUGCACGAGUGGGAACGAAAGGAUGACAUUAGCAAGUUCAAUUCAGACAUUAAAAGUAAAAAUGAUCAAAUGCUUAUCUUGGAAUCCGAGGUGGAAGACAUUCAGAUAAAAAUUUCAAAAACUAAUCAGCGGGCUGAUUUAUUUGCAAAAUUAUCAGUAAUAAAGAGACUAAUGAAAGAGAAGGAAGAGGAGUUAAGUACAUUAAAAGAUAAAAUACUUGAUGACGAAAAUUGUAUAAAGUGGAAUAUUUCAGCUGAAUCAAAUGUGGAUGUGGAUUUUAAAAAGCUAUCUUCCAAAUUAACUCAGGAGACUUCUUUAAAAGAGAAAAAGUUUCGAGACAAAGACCGCGAGUUCACGGAAGCCUCUCUCAAUUACGGCAACAUUAAACAGGAAUUGAAGGACCUAGCGGAGAAAAGAAGUAAUGUAGGAAAAAUACUCGAACGAAAUUUACCAGAAGAUUGUCCAAUUGAGGAAUACGAAGAGGUUGUUGCAGAGACUGAACUCUCAUAUAGGACCGCAUUAGAGAAUCUGAAAAUGCACCAAACCACUUUAGCGUUUAAUCGAAGAGCUAUAGAGGUAGCGCAAGAGGAAAGUGUUUGUUAUCUUUGCUCCAGAAAGUUUGAGGAUAAGCCUUUCAAAAGUUCUCUUCUCAAGAAACUAGCUGCAAAGAUUGAUGUUGGUUUUGAGAAGGGGUUAAAGGAAACAGUUGAAAAUGAAAAGACCUAUCUCCAAACUUUAAGAAGUAUGGAGAAAAAUGUUGUUGAGCUUCGUAGCUGCAGUGAAAAAGUGAAAUCACUAGUAGCAUAUGAAGUUACAUCGCAAGAGAGAGUCAGAACACUUGAGAGUGAAAGAAACAGCCUCUCCAAUGAAUAUUUAAAUUUGAAACAUGAUCUAGAUUUUGUGGAAAAAGAUGUGCGUUCUCUUGUGGAUAGCGUAAUUCGCUGUAAGAAUGAGCUGAAGGAUCUAAAGAAUGAUGUGAAAACAUUGUCUGAUGAGUUGGCUUUGUACGGGGCAUUACGAGAGGAUAUUCAAACUGUUGACGAAUUGCAAGCUCAACAAAAAGAAAAAAAUGACCAUCUUAGAAUGUUAAGAAAAGAUAUCAAUCAACUACAGGAAAAGAAAGAGGAGAAGUCAAGAGAAUAUUCAAAAUUGCUUACUGUCGUGAAGGAACGUAAUCUCAAAGUCACUGAAAUUGAGAAAGAAUUGUCCAUGAAUAGGAAUAUAGAAAAUGAUAUUGAGCAGAAAAAAAAAGAAAUCGUGUAUAUGAAAAAGUCCACUGAAAAGGGAGAAAAGGAACUUGAAGCGCUGACUAUAAAACUAGUAGAGUGUGAAAAAAUAGAACACUUGAAAAGAAAAGAAUUGGAAUCGAAUAUGCUCUCCUUAAGCACAAAUUUGAAAGAAACUGAAGAAGACCUAGAAAAAUUCAGUGGGCUGAAACAAGCUCUUGAUGGAUAUGCCUCUACUGGACUAGAAAAGUUAGAAGAAUGUUCAAAUGAACUUGAUUCAUGUCAAAAAAGUUUUGAUCAGAUAAAUAAAUACAUCGAAAAGAGGAAUGCAGAGCUUUCCAAUGAAAUACAAAAGAUCAGAGACUCUACAAAUGAAAAACGAAGUCUAGAGCAAAAUUUGCAGCUCUGUGAUUUGAGAGCCAACCUGGAAAGGCUAGAAAUUGAUAUAAAUGAGAUUGAUAUAAGCAAUGCAGAGAAUGAGCGAGACAGGUAUCAAGAGGAGUCGCUUAAAUUAAGGAAUGAAUAUGAAGGAUUAAGCUCAGAUAAUGCUGGAAAAUUAGGAGAAAUAAGGCAGCUUCAGAAUCAAAUAGAAUCUCUUUCUAGACAACUACGCACAGAAUACGAGGAUGUCAAUAAUCACUAUCACAAAAAAUGGGUUGAACUGCAAACGAGAACGUUUGUUAAUGAUGAUAUAGAAACCUAUUCUAAAGCUUUAGACAGCGCGAUUAUGAAAUAUCACGGGCUUAAGAUGCAAGACAUUAAUAGAAUUGUCGAUGAAUUGUGGAAGCGCACUUACAGUGGAACUGAUGUUGACUCUAUUCAAAUUAAAUCAGAUGAAGUGAAAAGUGGUAUUAAAGGCAAAUCUUAUAAUUACCGCGUUGUAAUGUACAAGCAAGAUGCGGAGUUGGAUAUGAGGGGUAGGUGUUCUGCGGGGCAAAAAGUUUUGGCCUCUAUCAUAAUUAGAUUAGCGUUGUCGGAGACGUUUGGUGUCAAUUGCGGUGUUAUUGCGCUUGAUGAGCCCACAACGAAUCUUGAUGAGGAGAAUAUAGAAAGCCUUGCGAAAGCGUUGAAUAAUAUUAUUCAUAUCCGAAGGCACCAGAAGAACUUCCAAUUGAUUGUUAUUACUCAUGAUGAAAAGUUCCUGAACAAUAUGAACGCAUCAGAGUUCACGGAUCAUUUCUUUAGAGUGAAAAGAGAUGAUAGACAGAAAUCUCAGAUUGAGAGGGUGGAUAUCAGUAGGGUUACAGAGUGA